AUGGAGAAGAAAUACGAGAAGCCUGAGAAAAAUGGUUCAUCUUGCUCGUUCUGGUAUGACCAUUGGGUCGGGGAUGAAUCGCUAAAGGACACAAUUGGCGCUUCUGGCCUUCGCCUGUUGGGUCUCCCGGCUGAGUCUAAAGUUAUAGGCGCCGUCGUCAACGGUCAUUGGAAGCUCCCGGGGUCCAGAAAUCGAUGCCCCCUGCGCCAAUCUCUACGCGAUCUGCUCCUCCCCACUCCUGUUCCUGUCUUCUCGAAUGGAUCUGAUAUCUUCUAUUGGCACUAUGGUAACACAACCCUUAAGCCAUUCUCUGCUAAGGCAACAUGGGAGGCGAUUAGACCUGCUGCUGCUUCUGUGCCUUGGAGUAAAAUAGUAUGGUUGCCAGUCCGUGCAAGGUUAUCGCAAUGGGGAAUAUCCUCGGAUAUGUGUUGUUCUUGCGGCUUGUUUGUUGAGACUCGGGACCACCUGUUCCUGCAUUGUGACUUCGCAUCUCAGGUCUGGCAAAGAAUCCUUACAAGGCUGGGUCACGCUCCUAACCUCUUUCUCAACUGGGAUGCGCUUAUCAGUUGGUUAUCAUCUACUGUAGGCCCGUCUCCAAGAAUCCUAAAAUGCUGGGUCGUUCAAGCAACAAUCUUCUUCAUUUGGCGUGAACGGAAUGUGCACUAUCACACCGACACCUCGCUGUCUCCUGAGAUCGUCUACAAGUUCAUUGACCGCUCUAUCAGAGACUUACUCCUGGCUUUCCUCAGGACGAAUCCAUCUUUUACUCACCUAUCAACCUGGUUCACUUAG
Molecule: messenger RNA, 792 nt
Organism: Eutrema salsugineum
Lineage: Eukaryota; Viridiplantae; Streptophyta; Magnoliopsida; Brassicales; Brassicaceae
Exons: 3
Coding region: 1-792 (263 amino acids)
Source: RefSeq, a predicted model, not a curated record